UGAACCUUCACUUACUCUUAUGCACUUCACCAAAUAUCUUUUUCUUAUGCUCCUCGAUCUCAAUAACCAAAUACAUAUAUAUCACUUCAACUCUUGACAUUGAGCUUAUUACAAGUACGUACCCACGUAUAUAAGCGCAAAAAUGGAGAACACCACUACAGUAGUUGAUCAUGUUAAAUCACCAGCUGGCUCAGCAACUAACAUUAUUAGCCAUUGUAACAUAACACAAUCUCCAAAUCAAAACCAAUCUCCAACAUCUCAGUUUCCUUUAGUUCGCGAAUCUUUACGGCCAAUUACACUCAGGUUUGAAGAUUUGGCAUAUACAAUAAGGUCACAAUCUGGUGAUGAUCACGGUUCCAGUUCACAAACAUCGAAUACCACACGAACUCUUCUGAGUGGAGUUAGUGGUGUGGUUCGGCCCGGGGAGUUACUAGCCAUGAUGGGUCCAUCUGGAAGCGGAAAGACCACCUUACUAACUGCGCUAGCUGGCAGACUACCUGGAAAGCUUUCGGGUACCAUAACCUAUAGUGGGCAGCCCUUUACUAACUCAAUAAAAAGAAAAACCGGUUUUGUGACACAAGAUGAUGUUUUAUACCAACAUCUAACCGUUAUCGAAACUUUAACUUAUGCUGCUCUUUUAAGGUUGCCCAAAAGUUUGUCACAACAAGAGAAAGUAAAGCAAGCAGAGCUCAUAAUAAACGAACUUGGGUUAACCAAGUGUCGUGAUAGUAUCGUUGGUGGGCCACUUAUUCGAGGCGUUUCAGGUGGGGAGAGAAAAAGGGUUAGUAUUGGACAAGAAAUGCUUGUGAACCCGAGCUUGCUGCUUUUGGACGAGCCUACUUCAGGGCUGGACUCAACCACGGCGUUACGUCUGGUUGCAACGUUAAAAAGGCUGGCUCAAGGAGGGAGGAGUGUGGUCACCACAAUCCAUCAGCCAUCUAGCAGGUUAUACUGGAUGUUUGAUAAGGUUGUGGUCCUAUCGGAUGGGUGCCCGAUAUACAGUGGGCAUACGGGCCGGGUUAUGGAGUAUUUCAGCUCGAUUGGGCAUGUACCCGGGUUUAACUUCAUGAACCCUGCUGAUUUUGUUCUUGAUCUUGCAAAUGAUGUGUCCCCAACUAAAAACCAAGAUGAUCAUCAAGGAAUAAGACCAGACCAUCAUGAAGAUCAAGAAUCUAUUAAACAGUUCCUAAUAUCAUCUUACAAAAAGAACCUCCACCCUCUAGUAAAAGACGAUAUUCGCCAAAAUGCCCGAGACACAACUCGAGUUAUUCAAGGGAUGACACAAUCCACACAAAAUUGUGAUCAACACAAACUACAAUGGACCACGAGUUGGUGGACGCAAUUCAAAGUCUUGCUAAAGAGGGGACUUCGAGAGAGAAGACAUGAAUCGUACUCGGGAUUACGAAUCUUUCAAGUGAUGUCUGUUUCGAUCCUUUCGGGACUUUUAUGGUGGCAUUCGGAUUUGUCCCACUUGCAAGAUCAGGUGGGACUUCUCUUUUUCUUUUCAAUAUUUUGGGGAUUUUAUCCGCUGUCGAAUGCCAUAUUCACCUUCCCACAAGAUCGCCCAAUGCUAACAAGAGAACACUCCUCUGGGAUGUAUCGACUCUCCUCAUACUACUUCGCUAGGAUGGCAGGGGAUUUACCAAUGGAGCUAGUCCUUCCAACUAUCUUUGUCUCCAUUACAUAUUGGAUGGGUGGUCUUAAACCAUCAUUUGUCACAUUCAUCCUCACCAUCCUAAUCAUUCUUUUCAACGUGCUCGUUUCACAAGGACUCGGGCUAGCCAUAGGUGCUUUAUUAAUGGACCUAAAACAGGCCACUACUUUAUCAUCAGUAGUCAUGCUAGUGUUCUUGCUAGCUGGUGGUUACUAUGUUCAACAGAUUCCGCCUUUUAUUUCAUGGUUGAAGUACAUAUCGUUUAGCCAUUAUUGUUACAGACUGCUGUUGGAAGUGCAAUACAGUAAAAAUGAGGUUUAUGAGUGCGGAAUCGGUGUUCGUUGUAAGGUUUCUGAUUUUCCAGGUAUCAAAAACUUGGGGAUGGGUAAUUUGUGGUGGGAUGUAGCUGCUUUGGGUAUCAUGUUGACCGGGUAUAGGCUUAUAGCUUAUGUCGCUCUGCAGAUGAGAAAAUCUCGUUAAUAGCGUAACUAGCUUGGAGUAUAUAUCUGCUGGUGGAAAACAAGUAGUUAUUAAGGUUUGAUCAUAGUACUGGAUGUGUUGGAGUUAGCCAAAUAUUUGAAAUUGCAACUCUAACUGUGUGUGCCUUUUCGAUAUUUAGUUCAUAAGGUAAGAAUGGCCUCAUUAGGCAUAUAAGUAAUGAAGUAUUUUUAUUUUUCUGGA
This is a messenger RNA of Erigeron canadensis, 2335 nucleotides long. RefSeq names its product ABC transporter G family member 21-like. The record is from RefSeq and is a predicted model, not a curated record. Gene Ontology annotation, cellular component: membrane. The coding region runs from base 143 to 2134 and encodes 663 amino acids. Gene Ontology annotation, molecular function: ABC-type transporter activity; ATP binding; ATP hydrolysis activity. Lineage: Eukaryota; Viridiplantae; Streptophyta; Magnoliopsida; Asterales; Asteraceae. The transcript is spliced from 5 exons.